Molecule: messenger RNA, 1497 nt
Organism: Colletotrichum karsti
Lineage: Eukaryota; Fungi; Ascomycota; Sordariomycetes; Glomerellales; Glomerellaceae
Exons: 2
Coding region: 1-1497 (498 amino acids)
Source: RefSeq, a predicted model, not a curated record
AUGUCUCGUCUCCUUACCUUAUCUCGUACCGCCCGCGCUGCCCCCGUCCCUCUUCGCGUCCCUCAACGACGCGGCGUCAUGAUGGGCGCAUCAGCUGCACACGCCCCAAAGAAAGAGGGCGACAUCUCGUCCGUCUUCGUCUCGCUGUCCGGCGAGACAAGAGAGCCUCUGCCAGACCGUUUCCGCCUCCUGAAACAACAUCUCGUGGCCGGGCGCGAGGACGCCGUGGUCAAGUCCUGGGGCAGGCUGCUGCGGUCGUUAAGAGAAGAGAACGGAUUGAUCGCCGCCAAGGGUCCCGCCAUCAUCCCCAGCAUCGAGUUCGACGAUCUCGACGGCGACAUUAACAGGUUAAAGGGCGAGAUCAAAAAGCGCGGCGCGGCUGUCGUCCGGGGCGUUAUUGACGAAAAAGAGGCCAGGGGAUACAAGGAAGAGGUCGAGGCAUACGUGCGAAAAAACCCGUCCACAAAAGCCUUUCCCGCCGACAACCCACAAGUCUACGAGCUCUACUGGUCCCACCCUCAGCUCAAAGCCCGCGGCCACCCGAACCUGCUCAAGGUGCAAAGGGCCCUCAUGCGUGACCUCUGGAACAAGUCCCCGUCGGCGGAAAUCUCCCUCCAGCCCCUCUCGUACGCGGACCGCCUGCGGAUCCGACAGCCCGGCGACGCGACCUUCGCACUCGGCCCGCACAUCGACGGAGGCUCACUCGAGCGGUGGGAGCGCGACGGCUACGGCAAGACGGGCACCUACGACGCCGUGUUCCGCGGGGAGUGGGAGUCGUACGACCCCUGGGACGUCAGCGCGCGUGUGCACGCCGUCCAGGACCUUUACAACGGCGCCGGCGCGUGCAGCAUGUUCCGCAUGUUCCAGGGGUGGCUGAGCAUGAGCGCGAGCGGCCCGCGGGAGGGGACGCUGCUGGUCAACCCGCUCGUGCAGCACACCACGGCGUACCUGCUCCUGAGGCCAUUUUUCCACCCGCUCAGGGAGGAUGUGGACGGAGAGGUGUUCUUGAGAGAGGACAACUGGGUGUUUACCGGCGGCGAGAGGAUGAUUUCGGAACUGCACGGCGCCACGCCGGGGCAUUGCCAGGAGUUGACAGAGAAGCUGCACCCUCACCUGGAGCUGGGCACGUCGAUGGUGCACAUGCCCAAGAUCAAACCUGGGGAUUUCGUGGUCUGGCACGCGGAUUCGAUUCAUGCGGUCGACCUGGUGCACGAAGGCAAGGGGGAUUCGAGCGUGCUGUACAUUCCCGUUUGCCCGCUUACGGAUCAGAAUGUCGAGUAUCUCAAGAGGCAGCGGGAGGCCUUCUUGGAGGGACUGCCUGGACCAGACUUCCCCGGUGGCAAGGGGGAGAGCGCACACGUCGGGCGACCUGGGGAGGAUGCUAUUGUUGCUCCCGAGGCAAGGAGGGCUAUGGGUUUGGCAAGACUGCAGGUGGCGGGUGAGGGAGAGGGCGAGAGGGCUCUGAUCGAAAGAGCGAAUCGGUAUUUGGGUUUCUGA